CAAGCAGCCAGUAGUAGGGCGGCAUUGCAGCCACUUGCGGUCCGGAUCAAUUGGAGCUCCGUACGACUAGUGUGCUUUUUUCGGCCUCCCAACAGCGAUUGACAGCUCAAACACCCGUGGACGGCCUUUCUUCAAAGUAAUCCCGGUGUCGUGUAUUGCAAGUUGCUUUUGUCUCCUCUUUAUCCGCGCCAAAGCUGUCUUUGUGCGAUGUUGUCGCGAGCCUGCCUCCGGGGCUUUGGCCUCCAGACGCUUCCAAAGAGACAAGCUUAUCAGCUUGCUCGCAGAUCCGUGACCACCGACGCUGCCAGCUCUCACGCGGAGAAAGAGGACGUUCCUGAGGAAGAUGACAAACACUUCCAAGUCAAGCUCCAUGACGAGAGCUUCGAGACCUACAUGCUCGACCCGCCCCCAUACACCCUGGACACCACCAAGCAGGAACUGAAGCAGAUGUACACUGACAUGGUCACUAUCCGUCGAAUGGAAAUGGCCGCAGACAGACUAUACAAGGAAAAGAAGAUUCGAGGUUUCUGCCAUCUGUCGACUGGUCAGGAGGCCGUUGCUGUUGGCAUCGAGCACGCCAUCACAAAACAAGACGCCAUCAUCACCGCCUACAGAUGUCACGGUUUUGCCCUCAUGCGUGGCGGUACCGUCAAGUCAAUCAUUGGUGAAUUGCUGGGCCGCAGAGAAGGCAUUGCUUACGGAAAAGGAGGCUCUAUGCAUAUGUUCGCCCCCAACUUUUACGGCGGCAACGGUAUUGUGGGUGCCCAGGUACCCGUUGGUGCCGGCAUCGCCUUCGCCCAUCAAUACACUGGCAGCAAGACGGCAACCAUCACAUUGUACGGUGACGGCGCUUCCAACCAGGGUCAGGUCUUUGAGGCAUUCAACAUGGCCAAGCUGUGGAACCUGCCGGUUUUGUUUGGCUGUGAGAACAACAAGUACGGUAUGGGAACGUCCGCUGCUCGGUCAUCGGCCUUGACAGACUACUACAAGCGAGGACAGUACAUUCCCGGUCUGAAGGUCAAUGCCAUGGAUGUGCUAGCCGUGAAAGCGGCCGUGGCAUAUGGCAAGCAAUACACAGCCGACGAUAAGGGUCCCUUGGUGAUUGAGUACGUCACGUACAGAUAUGGUGGCCAUUCCAUGUCCGACCCUGGCACAACCUAUCGAACUCGAGAAGAAAUCCAGAGAAUGCGCUCUACCAACGACCCAAUUGCCGGUCUCAAGCAAAAGAUCCUGGACUGGGGUGUAUGCACUGAGGAUGAGCUCAAGCAGCUUGACAAGAAGGCUCGGGAAGAUGUCGAUGCAGAGGUUGCUGAGGCCGAGAAGAUGGCUCCACCAGAACCCACGCCAAAGAUCCUCUUCGAAGACGUCUAUGUCCGAGGCAGUGAGCCACCUUACCUACGUGGCCGCACGCCGGACGAGACUUACUACUAUUCAUGAGAACGGUUUCUUGAUCAAGGGGUUGGGGCAAAUGCAGGCUUGAAGCAUUGUACUUUAGUCAUCCUAGCUUAGCUAUUGAGGAGCGUGUUCAGUAUCAAUGGAUUGGUUGGGGCCCGGAUGCCAGUUCACUGAACCGACCAUUAAUUUCGGCGUUGAAGUCGAUUUUGUCCCUG
Exophiala dermatitidis NIH/UT8656 is the source of this 1610-nucleotide messenger RNA. RefSeq names its product pyruvate dehydrogenase E1 component subunit alpha, mitochondrial. Gene Ontology annotation, biological process: pyruvate decarboxylation to acetyl-CoA. The record is from RefSeq and is a predicted model, not a curated record. Gene Ontology annotation, cellular component: intracellular membrane-bounded organelle. Bases 208 to 1437 code for a protein of 409 amino acids. Gene Ontology annotation, molecular function: pyruvate dehydrogenase (acetyl-transferring) activity. NCBI's taxonomy places the organism in Eukaryota, Fungi, Ascomycota, Eurotiomycetes, Chaetothyriales, Herpotrichiellaceae. The transcript has 3 exons.